AUGACAGGUACUGGAUCAUCUUGUGGAGCGUGCAAGUUUCUAAGGAGAAAAUGCAGCAACGAUUGCGUGUUUGCUCCGUACUUUUCCUACGACCAGGCGUCGGCCCAUUUCUCGGCAGUGCACAAAGUGUUUGGAGCAAGCAACGUGUCGAAGCUGCUCUUACACUUGCCCGUUCAGAACAGAAGUGCAGCCGCCAUUACCAUAUCCUUCGAAGCUCUUGCCCGAAUGAGAGACCCUGUUUACGGUUGUGUCUCUCAUAUCUUCGCUCUCCAACAACAGGUUAUGAGUCUGCAAGAAGAGAUCGAGCUUCUCGGUACCCAGAUGGCGAAUUUCGGGUAUUGUCAAGUCCCAACAUACCAAAGUAACAAGACACAGCAGCAACUCAUGUCACAGCUUCAACCAGUCACCAUGCAAGAUCUUCAUAACCAAACAGAAGAAGCAAUCAACUUCACCAGUUUCGGCGACCAGUUCAUGUAUGGACAACUUGGUGAGAACUGUCUCCACCAUGAUCAGUUCUUCAUCGCCGAUCCUCAGGUCCUGGUGAACCAUCAUCCAUGGCUUCUUAACAUGGAUUAUUACACGACGUUAAUGGACGUGGAGAAUCCCGCAUGGAACUGAUUGAUAGAGUUUCAACUUCUGCUUCAGACGAGGAGAUUGGGAGAAAACUCUCCUUCUUCGUUCCAAACUCAGGAACAAGUUUUGUUGUCCGUCGUCUUUGCCAUCUCUUGUUGCUUGUCUUAAUUCACGUCAUGUGGUUUAUUCGACCUUAUAUAUAUAUAUAUAAGCAGUGGGUGAAGUCAACUCCAUA
This is a messenger RNA of Tarenaya hassleriana, 808 nucleotides long. RefSeq names its product LOB domain-containing protein 33. Gene Ontology annotation, biological process: hormone-mediated signaling pathway; positive regulation of DNA-templated transcription. The coding region runs from base 1 to 618 and encodes 205 amino acids. The record is from RefSeq and is a predicted model, not a curated record. Gene Ontology annotation, cellular component: nucleus. NCBI's taxonomy places the organism in Eukaryota, Viridiplantae, Streptophyta, Magnoliopsida, Brassicales, Cleomaceae. The transcript has 2 exons.